ACCCAAGGCUAUAGCCCUGGUAUGGGCUCUCUGCGUGGUUUGAGACAGUGGUGGGGCAGGAUUAAGGAGCUAGGAGUCUAUUAUGGUUAUUGGCCAAAUGCCAUCAAGUCCACUCUUCUAGUAAAGAAAGAUCACUUGGAGGAGGCCCGUGAGCUAUUUCGCGGUACUGAUGUGAUGAUUACGUGUGAAGGUGUUAAGGUACUGGGAUGUCCUGUUGGUACCCAGGAGUAUGUGAACAAGGAGUUGACUAAUAAGGUUAAGCCCCAGUCUGCCUAUAGUGCCUUCACUCAUGGUUUGUUUAGUGAAUGGACUUAUCUGUUUCGUACUUGUCAAUUUGAGGAGUGUCAGGUCCAACCCCUUAAUGACUGUUUGUUUAAUGUUUUUAUUCCUUCUCUUUUGGGAAGGGAUGCUGUGAGUGAGUUGGAGAGGGACUGGCUCUCUCUUCCUACUCGAUAUGGUGGUUUGGGGCUGGUCAAUCCAUGUUGGUUUGCUAGGUGUCAAAGAUCAAGUUCUGUUGCUAUCACUCAGCCUCUUGUUGAUAUGUUGUUGGGGAAUGAUAAUGGUUCUGUGACUGAUGUUGAGGUGGAGAUGGAUAAAGCAAAGAAGAAGUGUAAGUUGGAAAAGGAGGAAGUAUACCGAUCAACAAUGUCUACACUAAGGUCUGAGCUACCGGCUGACCGUCUCCGCCUACUUGAUGUCUCGUCUGAGCAGGGUGCGUCCUCAUGGUUGACUGCACUCCCCCUUAAGGAGUAUGGAUUUGAUAUGAGUAAGCUGGAGUUCAGGGAUGCUUUGUGUCUCAGAUAUGGAUGGACCAAUCCAUUGUCCACCAUUCAAAGUAGCACCAGGUAA
Molecule: messenger RNA, 849 nt
Organism: Amphimedon queenslandica
Lineage: Eukaryota; Metazoa; Porifera; Demospongiae; Haplosclerida; Niphatidae
Exons: 3
Coding region: 22-849 (275 amino acids)
Source: RefSeq, a predicted model, not a curated record